Messenger RNA from Chelmon rostratus (copperband butterflyfish), 2949 nucleotides. It is a transcript of the gene tpx2, whose product is annotated as TPX2 microtubule nucleation factor. The transcript has 17 exons. NCBI's taxonomy places the organism in Eukaryota, Metazoa, Chordata, Actinopteri, Chaetodontiformes, Chaetodontidae. Gene Ontology annotation, cellular component: spindle; microtubule. The record is from RefSeq and is a predicted model, not a curated record. Bases 90 to 2249 code for a protein of 719 amino acids. Gene Ontology annotation, biological process: regulation of mitotic spindle organization; activation of protein kinase activity.
GAACGCCAAACGGUCUACAGUUUUCGUCUGUGUCACUUUGGAAACGGACGGCUGCGUUUAGGUGAGUUGUCGAACAACAGCUUGAGAUCAUGGCCGAACACUACUCCGGCGGUACCUCUGAACUGUACGAAUAUGAUGCCCCGUCCCAAGUAGUCGACCUUAAAGAACUGCAGAAUGCAGACAACGACGAUAAAUGGUUUGAACAACAGGCCAGUGCAGCCGAUGGUCACCUUAAGACACCUUCGAGACAUGACCGUACAAGAGGUGAUCUGCAGAACCUGCCGAGAGCCAUCGUAAACCCACAAGUCAAAACAGACGUGGACUCUGGUCCUAGCACGGCCACAGCUCCACCCCCAAACAUCGUCACGUCCUGGGGUUCUGGAACUCCAACUCGGACUGGUACGCGACCAAAAAGUAGGACUGCUAAUCAACCCCCUGCCCAACCAUGCAGGGUUUCUAAACGUAAAGAACUAACCAGCGGGCCUGCUGCACCACCAUCAAAGAAAUACAAAAAGAGCCCUGUUGUCCAACCAGCCAAAAGAAGCAGCCGUGUCCUCCGUAGGACAGGACAGCGUAAUUCCACGACUGCACCCACGACCCAGGCAGCAGCUCCCACUACUGCAAACACUGAGCCGUGUAGUUCUGAAGAACAGGAGCUGGAGCGCAUCAGGAACCUCCAGAAGGAAGUGGCUCUGCAUCGUAAGAAGAACGAGGCCAGCUACAAAGCUGCUCUGGCUGGCAAUCCACCACCAAAGAAGAUGGUCCUUUCGGCGACUGUGCCUAAGGAGUUCCAUUUCAACACAAACACCCGUCUUAAGGCAACCACUUCAUCUAACACAGCCCGCAAGGAAGUGGACUUUAUCGCUCAGCUCCGCAAACCGUGCUCACCAGCAAAGGCUGUGAAAGGUGCCACCGUGCCCAAACCCUUCAACCUGUCAAGAGGCAACAAAAGAAAGGUGGAGGAGCCGUCUCCCUACGUCCCCAUGGCUCAGCAGAUACAGCAGUUCCAGAAACGAACCCCUGACCGCUACCAUCUGCGCAGUCGCAGGAGUCAAGAGAGAGGGCCAUCCCCAGUGAAGGGUGACCACCUGAAGCUCACCCAGCCUCACACGCCACACCUGAUUACCCAGCAGAGGAGCCGGCCUCCCACUGUUAAGAGCAGUGCUGACUUGGAGGCUGAAGAGGUGGAGAAACUUCACAAGUUUAAAUUCAAGGCCCUGGAGCUGAACAGAAAGAUAUUGGAAGGUGCAGAGGGCAUAAAGAGGCCUACAGUGAAGGAACCCACAGUACCUGAAGGCUUUGAGCUGCAGAUUGAGAAAAGGCUGCAGGAGAGACAGGCCUCCAAGCCUCAGGAAGAUGAAGAGAAGCCGCACACCUUUAAAUCCCAGCCCCUACCCAAAAAGAUCCUGGAAGGGGUCGUGGGAUUGCCAGAGAGGAGAGUUCUGCCCGCAACUGUGCCAGAAUCUCCUGCUUUUGCCCUCAAGAAGAGGAUUCAGAGAGAGUCCAGGGUUGAGGAAGUUAAACAGCCGUCACCAAUCAAGCCCCCGCCAGUGCCUCACUUUGGCCUGCCCUUCCAGCCCCGGCUACCAGAGAACCACCACGUCGAGGUCUGUCCUUUCUCCUUUGAGGAGAGGGAACGAGAGAGGAGGGCACUGAAAGAAAAGAGGCUGGAGGGGAAGCGAAAUGAAGAGGUUCCACAGUUCAAGGCCCAGCCGUUGCCAGACUUCGACACCGUGGUCCUCCCCGAGAAGAAGAAGCUGGAGCUCACAAAGCCCGAGCCGUUUAGACUGCUCAUAGAUGAGCGGGGAGCUGUGAGGAACAGUCGCUGGGAACAGAUGGUGAAGGAAGAGCAGAAGCAGCUGGAGGAAGCGGCAACAUUCAAAGCGAGGCCCAACACGGUCACCCAUAAAGAGCCUUUCCAGCCCAGAAAGGAGAGCCGGGUUACAGUCGAAGGCAUUCACUCUUCCACAGGUGUGGAGGCCUUUGAGCUGUCGACGGAGCGGCGGGCCCGGGAGCGGCAGGAGUACGAGCGGCUGGCCAGCGAGAAGGAGGCUCUCAGGAUGUUAAUGGAGGAGGAGCAGAGACAAGAGGAGGAGAGGCGAGAGAAAGAGGAGAUCGCCAGGCUGCGGCAAGAACAGGUUCACAAGGCCCAACCCAUCAGGCACUACAAACCUGUGGCACUGAAGAAGAGUGAAGUUCCUCUCACUGUGCCCCACUCACCAAACUUCUCUGACCGCUUCCGCUUGUGAUCAGCUUGCUUUACUCCUCCCUGAAGUUGAGAAAUGAGCAGGGUUUUUUUGUUUUUGUUACUUUUUUUUGUUGUUGUUGUUGCCCCCCCCAGAUGCCCUUGAAAUGUUGCAUCUACCAGAUUAAGUCAGAAAACCGGCUGUAAAGUUGUGAAGAGUUGCAUUUGACAUGAUGUCGUUUUUUUCUGUCCAUUCAGUGUUGAAUUUUAGAUUUUAACCAUUGUAACCAUUUGUUGUAUAUUCUCUCUCCCUCUUCUUGCCAUAUUAACACCUUUCAAAUAAACGCUAUAAAAUAUUGCCAUGAUUAUGAACAUCUUAAAUUGAAAUUCGGACAGGACUAACCUGGUGGUAAAUAAGUACAUCACCUAACCAACAUCUAUAAACUUGGAAAACUCAAUGACGUGGCGCUGUGCUAAAUCCUGACUGCUGGUUUGUGUACAGAGACAUUCAAAGACAAGUCAAACAGCUCAUCAGUUUCUGGUGAAUUUGCCUUCUCUAGAAUCCAACCUUGCAUAUUCUCAAGCAAUUGCCCAGAGGUCCCAUACUCAGAGCAGAGAACGGUAGAAGUUUUUGAUUUUUUUUUAGUUAAUGAAUUUUUUUUUUUAAUAUUGUAUGCAACACUUAAGUGCAAACUCUUGUAAACACGUAUGGGCCUUAAAUAAACUGCUUGACGAUUGUAUAAUCUUGAGGCACUGUUUUGUGA